This is a messenger RNA of Schistocerca piceifrons (Central American locust), 1300 nucleotides long. Its product is annotated as E3 ubiquitin-protein ligase RNF19A-like. The record is from RefSeq and is a predicted model, not a curated record. Lineage: Eukaryota; Metazoa; Arthropoda; Insecta; Orthoptera; Acrididae. The coding region runs from base 1 to 993 and encodes 330 amino acids. The transcript is spliced from 5 exons.
AUGGAUUUGAGUGACUUACAAGUGUUGGUCUCCCCUGUUUUGGCAGGAUUGGCAGUAGGAAUUGGUGUACCAAUACUGUUGUUCUAUGUAUAUGGUGUAGUCCCAGUAUCACUUUGUCGCUCUGGAGGCUGUGGUGUUUCUACAUCCGGAGCAGGAGUUCGUUUUGAAUUUGAUGAUGAGAAUGACAUCCUGAGUGGAUUGGGUGGCUUUGGACCAAGAGGCACAGAUGCCGUCUCUAUGGAUGCUGUGUCACAUCGAGGAGCCAAUCCUUCGAUUGGUGAAGCUUCUCUGUCACUUGGUAGCGGCAGUGGCAGCCAGUUGGAAAGAGUUGGUGGAGGUCUCAGUGGCGGAGAGUGUGGCAGCAAUGCUGCUCUUGCAGGUGCAUCCAUUGCUGGGAGUAUAGCAUCAGGGCCUGUGCAGAGGCUAGAGAUACAGGCAGAUGUAGCAUCUACACAGCGCCUGAGCACAAGUAGUGAGACUGCGAGCUUAUCUGAGCAGUCUCAGUCCCUGGCAUUAUCUGAUGGUACAGUUCCACGUUCAGAAGUCACAGCACCAGUACCUGUCGAAGUACAUGCAGGAGCUGAGUCAACUUCACUGCAAGGAGCCGUUCUGCCACCUCCUUCUCCAGAGGAAAGUAUGAGUCGACGUCACACGUACAGACGGUCACGUCCACCACUUGACAGACAGGCAAGUGACAGCAGUGGACGAAUGACUGGUGGCGAUGACUGCAGCUCGGAGCGUGUACGUUUUGAUGACCAUGUGAGUUUCAUCACACCGCCAUUGACAGCCUACUGCGAAACAUCUGAGGAUGAUGAGAGUGAUAUCGUAGGCAGAAGGCCUACUCGACACCGGACAACUACUACAGCAGUGGCAGAGGUACAAGAGCUUGGCAAGUGGCAGGCAGUACCCAUGAUUUCACUACCAGAUGUGCCACCGUCCCUGACUCUUCCUGGCCGGCCUGUUCGAGUUAGUGUACCUGUCACAUCAUCCUGAAUAACGCUUCUGUUGUAGAAGGCACCUCUUGAUAAUUUCUUGUUUUUCUGUACCUGGAAAUGAGAAUUGUUGCUCGCAAUUUUGGAGCUAUUUACAGAAAGUGUGAAGAUUGUACAAGUGUAGCAGUUAUGUUAUCUGCACAAUGUGUGUGCAGGCUGGCGGAAAUAGACAUGCAAUUAGCAACUUGUUGAGUUCCAAAUGAUUUUUUAUUUUUUGUUGGACAGUGUAAAUUUUGCUUAUGCUGCUGUUAGUUGACAGUUCCUUAUUGUACUGUGCAACUGUGUCUUUAUUUAACUGUACUUUAUAA